AUGACUAUCACGAGAAGUGGCUCUGAUCCCAGCCCUAUAGCCAUCGUUGGAAUCGGGCUAAGGCUUCCCGGAGGUUGCCACGAUGCGAAAUCCUACUGGGACCUUCUAGUCAACCAGAAAGACGCACGGCGAUUGGUACCCCCCGAGCGAUUCAAUAUCGACGGCUUCCAUGGAAAGGUCCUCGGGGCCGGCAAUCUGUCCAUGAGGCAUGGGUACUUUCUCGACGAGCCCGUCGACCGCUUCGACGCAGCUUUCUUCAGCAUGUCCCAAGCCGAAGUUGCCCGCGUCGACCCCCAGCAGAGACUACUGCUCGAGGUCAUGCACGAGGCGCUUGAGAACGCAGGCGAGGUCAACUGGCGAGGCAGCGACAUUGCGGUAUAUGCGGGCAGCUUUGGCCAGGACUGGCUGCAGAUGCAAGCCCGCGACAUGCAAGAAGGAAACGUCUACGACAUCACGGGCAUGGACGACUUCGUCUUUGCCAACCGCGUGUCGUACGAGUUCGAUCUUCACGGGCCCAGUAUGACAGUCAAGGCCGGUUGCUCCUCGAGCUUGAUUGCGCUGCAUCUGGCGUGCGAGGCGCUGAACCGUGGCGACUGUUCCGGAGCACUGGUGGGAGCUUCCAACCUGCUACUCUCACCCGAGUACUUCCUUGCCCUGAACAACCUCGGCGCAUUGUCUCCCGACGGAUCAUCCCGCGCUUUCGACGCGUUCGCAAACGGCUACGCCAGAGCAGAUGCGGUCAAUGCGGUCUAUAUUAAGAGGCUAGAUGAUGCCGUGCGCGAUGGCAAUCCCGUCCGCGCCAUCAUUCGCAGCACAGCGGUCAACGCCGACGGGAAGACCGUGGGUCUGACCAAUCCCAGUACCGAGUCCCAGGCCAGCUUGAUCCGACGAGCAUAUGAAAAGGCGGGCAUCUGCAAUCCAUACGCAACUCCAAUGGUCGAAUGCCAUGGCACAGGUACAGCGACGGGAGACCCGCUAGAGGUGGCGGCUAUCGUCCAAAUCUUUGGCGACCAGCAGACAUAUAUCGGUAGUGUAAAACCAAACAUCGGUCACGGAGAGGGGGCUGCCGGCCUGAGUAGCUUGAUCAAGUCAGUUCUCUCCCUAGAACGACAUACCAUCCCGCCAAACAUCAAGUUCCAGACCCCUAAUCCUAAGAUUCCCUUCACCGAAGCCAAUCUGGUAGUACCGACGGUGGCAGUACCCUGGCCGGAAGGGCGAAAUCGCAGGAUCAGUAUCAAUUCAUUUGGCCUUGGUGGUGCGAAUGCCCACGUGAUUAUCGAAGCAGACCCUUCCGCGCGCGGGCCCAAAGAGGUUGCGCAGAUUAACGGCAAUACCGGGCCUGUCUCGUCGCAGCGGCUACUAGUGUUUUCAGCUCAUACAGAGACAUCUCUCAAAACCAUGCUGGACAAAUAUGAAGCCUUCAUCGGGUCUGAAUCCUCUCAACUAACGGAUCUAGCCUACACUCUAGGCGCAAGACGGCAUCACCGUAAGUUCAGGUCUUUUUGCGUCACUGAUGGGCUGUCAUUCCAGCCUGCAGCAACAGUUCGAAAACCUGAGAACCGCCGUCUCCUUUUCAUUUUCACCGGCCAGGGGGCACAGUGGAGUGGCAUGGGUCGCGAACUGAUUCGUGACUUUCCAUCGUUCAGGAAGGAUGUCCAGCAGAUGGAUGAAUGUCUCUCAGAGUGUCCGUUUCCACCUCCAUGGAGGAUGGAAGAGGAUAUCAACGCAGCAGAAUACGCACAACCCCUCUGCACAGCCAUACAAAUCGCCUUGGUCAACCUAUUGCGCAGCUGGAAUAUCCAUGCGGAUGGAGUUGUUGGUCAUUCCAGUGGAGAGAUUGCAGCGGCCUAUACUGCUGGCGCGCUCGCAAUGAAAGAUGCUAUUUUGAUAGCCUUCUAUCGGGGUGCUACUAGUUCCCAGCAGACGAAACCUGGCGCCAUGGCGGCUGUGGGACUGGGUAGAGAUGCGGUAUCCGGUCUGUUGAGCUUCGGGGCGACUAUCGCUUGUGAGAACAGCCGAUCGAGCGUAACCAUUUCGGGAGAUCUCAGCGCAGUAGAGGAAACACUGGAUAGAGUGCGUCACCACCGAGCAGAAGUACUAGCUCGGAAGCUCAAAAUUGAUAGGGCAUACCACUCAGAUCAUAUGAUAUCAGUUGGCUCAGUCUAUAGGGAGUUGAUUUCGACCAUCACUACCUCGCAUGAUGGCUCUCUUCCAAUCCCAUUCUUCUCCUCUGUCACAGGGGAGGAAAAUCGAGAUGCAAGUCUGCUGGGUCCAGACUACUGGAAGUCAAAUAUGGAGAACCCCGUUCUGUUCCUGUCCGCGGUGGAAUCCGCCCUCGAGAGCACGCAAGAUUUUGGAAUGGCGGUCGAGCUCGGCCCUCACUCAGCCUUAUCCGGACCCUUCCGCCAAAUAUGCAAAGACAGAGGCAAAACCAUGACAUAUGACAGCUGUCUAAGCAGAGCAAGCGAUGGCACUAGAUCGGUGUUGAGUGCCGCUGGCCGCUUGUUUUGUCAGGGGAUCAUGGUCGACUUCGCGGCCAUGAAUCCCGGGGCUACCACCAUGUCUUGCCUGCCUCCAUACCCCUGGACCCAUGACACAUCCUACUGGCAUGAGAACCGAAUCUCCCGGGAAAUCCGCACACGCGCUCACCCCGAGCAUGAGCUGCUUGGUGCACGCGUCAUUGGCGGCAACGACCUCGAGCCCAGCUGGAGAAAGAUGCUGAGUCUGAAAGAGGUGCCCUGGCUUUCCGACCAUGUGGUCGCUAGUGACGUCGUCUUUCCUGCUGCCGGAUACAUCACCAUGGCGACAGAGGCUGUGAGACAGCUUUCUUCGCAUCCGGCUUCAUUCACCAUCCGUGCAUUAUCCAUCGGAUCAGCCAUGCCUCUACAUAACGGAAAGACCACCGAGAUCAUGACCCGGCUUCAGCCCCAUAGGCUAACGGACAAUCAGGAUUCAGCCUGGUUUGAUUUCAGUGUGAUGUCGUACGAUGGAAGUAGAUGGAGCCGACACUGCAGCGGAGAGAUCCGUACCGCAGAUGCCUUGGAUUUGUCCGCCACUAAAUUGAACCCCUCCGCACCAGAAGGCAAGAGAGAAGUGGCCACCGCCAAAUGGUACCAGGCCGCCAAGUCGGUUGGUCUAGAGUACGGGCCUUUAUUUCAGGGUCUGCAAGAUAUCUUCUACGAUCUCUCUCGCGACUGUACAUCGGCCACGCUGCAAUCAACCAAGCAAUAUUACGGGUUGCUUCAUCCCACAACUAUAGACCAGCUCUUACAGUGCUGCAUUCUCGGUUCAGUCAAGGGUCAUGGAAGACUUUUGAAUCGGACGGCUCUACCUGUCUACAUCGAAGAGAUGUCUAUCCGCGCUGGUGAUAACUUGGACGACCUUCAAUGCGAUGCAUAUACCCGCUUCAGCGGCCACGACACGCUCUCGGCUCAUGGACAGAUAGGGGCCAGGGGUGGAGCCCUAGCACUUCAGGCCAAAGGGAUCCAAUUCCGCCUACUUGGUAUCCAUACCAGCACCGAAGAGGACCCGUUGAAGGAGCUUCACCUACUUGAGUGGCGACCGGACAUUGAUCUAACCAACUUAGACCAGAUGGUGCAUCAAACCCAUGAUCUGAGCAGCUGCCUCGAAGUCGUCGAGAGACUCAACAUCCUCUGUGUGCUGGAAACUGCUAGGAUACUCAAACCCAUGGACAGCUCGCAUCACCAUUUCCGAAAAUUCAAGGAGUGGAAUGAGGAAUACAUCGACAAGCUACAGCGAAACGGCAGUCGCGUCGUGAAAGGUAUCAAUCAGAUCCUUGAAAUGGUAUCGGAGGAGCGUGCCUGUGCUAUUAAAGCUCUGACGGAAGAGGCUCUGGCGACUCCAGCGCGAAACAUUGCCCUUGCCAUUGUCAGGAUAUUCAACGACGUGGAAAGCAUUUUCACUGGAUCAGUAGAGCCUCUUGCGGUACUCCUGAAGGAUAACCUGCUCAUGGAGAUUUACAACUUCUUCAACAUGCUGAACCACCGGGAUUUCUUCCAGAUCCUGGGCCACAAGAACAGAGGAACCUUGCGAGUGGUGGAGAUUGGAGCCGGGACAGGAGGCUUCACUUCCACCAUACUACCAGCCUUGAUGGACUCUGACGGCGGCUGUCUGUUCAGUACUUAUACCUACACCGACAUAUCCUCGGGCUUCUUCAAGGCUGCGAAGGAGCGCUUUGGGAAGUACGCUGGCAUUGAGUACACCGUUUUGGAUAUAAGCAAAGAUCCUGCCUCACAGGGCUUGGAACUUGGCAGCUAUGAUCUUGUCGUUGCCGCAAACGUUCUUCAUGCCACCCCAGACCUUGUCCAAACAAUGACAAAUUGUCGUUCUCUCCUACGACCAGGUGGUCGACUUUUCAUGUUGGAAUUAUGCACUGAGGCGAAAUGGGUUAACUAUAUCAUGGGUACACUCCCUGGUUGGUGGCUUGGAGAAGCAGACGGUCGUCCAAACGAGCCGUAUAUACAUGGUGGACAAUGGGAUGUCAUACUGCAAAAAGCCGGAUUUCGGAAUAUGACAGCUAUAAUGGAUCAGAAGCCCCCAUAUCAGCUUGACAACAUCAUUGUCGCCACUGUAGAUGACGACGUUGCGACACCAUCCAAGGCGCUCAGUCUCCUAGUUAGAGAUUCAAACCAGCCGUCAGCUAUUUCCAACGCAUUCUUGUCGGAGUUCCGCCGAGCAGGUUACGACGUCUCCCUGUGUUCGCUGCGGGAACCCCCGAUCUCCCCUGUCGACACUGUAUCGCUUCUCGACAUCGACGGGCCUCGAACAUUCUUCGAGGACUUGGAUGAGAAAGGCCUCCGCGGACUCAUUCGGUUCAUCACACACGCCCGCGGACAGCAGAUACUAUGGCUCACAGGCCUGGCACAGGUAUCGACAGAGAACCCACACCAUGCCAUGGUGCUGGGGCUUGCCCGCACGCUUCGCCUGGAGCUGGAUUCGCACUUCGCGACCAUGGAACUCGACAUUGGCGCCGACCUGGCUCCCUUUGGCACGGUAGUGAAGGUUUUUGACCAGAUUCAGAGGCAGUCGAAGCGGGACGUGGCGGACUGCGAAUACGCCCUGGUCAACGGCACGGUACAAGUGCCACGGUACGUGACUCGCACAGCCGGCCAAAUCGUGACCAUGCCCGACGCCCGGGUCUUUCGAAAGCUCCACGUCGGAAAGCCGGGCAUACUUGCUAGUCUCCAAUGGCAGGAAGGAUUGCGGGACUCCCACUUGAGAGAAGGAGAGGUGGAGAUCAACGUCCGCUCUUCCGCGGUAACCCAUCAGGAUGUCCUGCUCGCGUCUGGGGCUGCGCAUGGCGAGCAGGGUCUGGGCUUUGAGUGUGCCGGCAUUGUCUCCCGUAUCAGUACUAAUACUAGUACUAGUACUAGCAGCACUGACCUUCAGGUGGGCGAUCGUGUGCUCUGCUGGUCAUUAGGCUCAUUGGCGACCCACGUACGUGUCGAUUCCAUGUGCUGCAUCAAAUUGCCUGACAGCUUAUCCUUCAAUGACGCGGUUACGAUGCCAACUGCGUAUGCUACCAUGACCAGGGGACUAUUGGAUAUCAAUUCACUAGCCACUGGGGACACAGUCCUUAUUAAUUCCGUUUCCAGCCCCAUGGGGCUUGCCGGUAUCCAGAUUGCUCGAAUGCAAGGGGCAGAGAUCUUUGUGACUGCUAGAACCGAGGCCGAGAGGGAAUUUCUCGUAACUGAGCAAGGUGUUCAGACAAGCCAUGUCUUCUCAUCUUCGGAUAACUCUUUUGUUGCAGGUAUCAUGCAAGCUACAAGAUCACGCGGCGUAGACGUUGUCGUCAACCUCCUAUCAGGAGAUUUGUUGCACGAGAGCUGGAAGUGUGUAGCAGCAGGAGGCAAUAUGAUUGAGCUCUCAGGCAGAGACAUCACUGGGCACGGCAGACUAGACAUGACUAUGUUUGGGGGAAACCGUGGAUUCCACGGAAUCGACAUACCCACGCUGAUUACCCAAAAGCCAUCAUUAGCUCCCAGGUUUCUGAAAGCCACGAUGGACUUAUACACAGGCGGGUCGAUCAAGCCAAUUAGCCCAAUCAAACUAUAUACGCCAAGCAACAUCAAGCAAGCAUUCCACCAACUCCAUGCCGACGGCGGGCCGAUUGGUUCUGUGGUUCUAGAGUUCCCUGACGACACACAGAGUCUGCCAGCUGAAUCGUACAGCGACGAGAUUCAGUUUCGAAAGGACCGAUCCUACGUCUUGAUUGGAGGCUUGGGCGGCCUGGGCAGAUCGGCCGCCGUUUGGCUCGCUGAAAGGGGGGCCGGCUGCAUCAUCUUCAUGUCGCGCUCGGCUUCCGCCGGUGCCGAGAGCCGGUCUCUGGUACACGAGCUGAAGGCAUUGGGCUGCGAGACUCAGAUUGCGAUUGGGAGCGUGACAGAUGUGACAGCGGUGGACAGACUGGUAGCGAAUGCAGCAAAACCAGUAGCCGGAGUGCUGCAUCUAGCCCUGGUCCUCAAGGACGAAGCGCUGCUUGACAUGACGUUUGACAGUUGGCGAGGCGCGACCGAGGCCAAGGUGCAGGGAACCUGGAACUUGCAUCGCGCCCUAGAGGGUCAGCCGUUGGAAUUCUUCGUCCUAGCCAGUUCCAUCUACGGUAUCCAGGGCAACCCGAACCAGGCCAACUACGCGGCAGCCAGCACGUUCCUCGACGCCUUCGUGCAGUUCCGACAGGGACUGGGUCUGCCGGCUUCGGUUAUCGACCUGGGAGUCAUGGAGGACGUCGGUUACGUCAGCCAGCGCCCGGCCAUUUUGGAGAGCCUCAGACGCGCAGGAGCCCAGCUCCUGUGCGAGAACGACUUCCUGAGGUCUUUGCAGUUGGGAAUCCGUGCCUCCUCUGCGCCGGCACCUCUACUCCCGACGGACCUGUCCUCGGCCUAUGUUAACCGGGCGCAGUUUGUCGUUGGACUAGGGCAGCACCCUCCGGAUGCUCGGGGUCUGGGGUUGAAGAGGGUGAAGGACAGCCAUCAAGGUCCGGGGAAACGUGCCACCACACAAUUGAAAGACAGUACGGAAGAGGACGGCGACGUGCUGCGACGGUUUCUGGAGGGCGCGAAGCGCGAUCCGAGCUCGUUGAACGACGAACUGGGGGUCACGCAAUUCCUGGCGGCGCAAGUGGCCGAGUGCCUGAAGGGAUUGUUGAUCUUCGGCGACAACUCGAGCCUGGACCUUGGGCUCGGUCUAGCGGAUCUGGGCGUCGAUUCGCUCGUUGCCAUUGAGUUGCAGAGCUGGUGGAUCGAAAGCUUCGGCACGCACAUUUCCAUCCUAGAAUUGACCAAGAGCGCCUCCAUCACAGACUUGGGUAAGCUAGCCAGAUGUCGGCUGCUAGAAAUUUUCCAUGAACAUUAAACUACAAAAUAGAGAUGGUUCAGUUUGAUUAUGCCUUGGCUUGUGUGGUAGUCAUCCCAGCCCUUGCAUCUGUGUCAGGAACAUGACCAAUCACCUGACUCUUGGCGUAAUCUGGAGUAU
Messenger RNA from Dothidotthia symphoricarpi CBS 119687, 7494 nucleotides. Its product is annotated as ketoacyl-synt-domain-containing protein. The record is from RefSeq and is a predicted model, not a curated record. Gene Ontology annotation, biological process: fatty acid biosynthetic process; secondary metabolite biosynthetic process. Gene Ontology annotation, molecular function: 3-oxoacyl-[acyl-carrier-protein] synthase activity; fatty acid synthase activity; phosphopantetheine binding. The transcript has 12 exons. Bases 1 to 7374 code for a protein of 2457 amino acids. Lineage: Eukaryota; Fungi; Ascomycota; Dothideomycetes; Pleosporales; Dothidotthiaceae.